Messenger RNA from Cucurbita maxima (winter squash), 3036 nucleotides. RefSeq lists its product as uncharacterized. The transcript is spliced from 4 exons. The record is from RefSeq and is a predicted model, not a curated record. NCBI's taxonomy places the organism in Eukaryota, Viridiplantae, Streptophyta, Magnoliopsida, Cucurbitales, Cucurbitaceae. Gene Ontology annotation, biological process: negative regulation of DNA-templated transcription. The coding region runs from base 323 to 2464 and encodes 713 amino acids.
AUUCGUUUUUUUUUUUCCUUUUCCGGUUUUUUUUGUUCGCUCUCUUUCUCAGACUCUCAACCGGCAAGAACAAGCAGACGUAUUCGGAUCGGGGUCCGAUAAUCCGGCGUCUUUCUGAUCUAGGGUUUUCCCUUUCCUUUCACAUUCCAAUUUGUUCUUGUUAUCCACUCUCCGUUGCUGUGAUUUGGAGUUCCGAUUCGUGUCUCCUGUCUUGGCUCGAGAUCCGGGCCAAGCACAGAAGAAUACCACUCCUACAAGUGUUUUCUUUCGGUUCAUUGCGUCUCCCAGUGCUCGCCGAUAGGUAUUCGCAUCUCCAGCAUAAAUGGCCUCGAAUGAAGGAUUUCUGACUGAAGAGCAGCGGGAAGUGCUGAAAGUAGCAACUCAAAAUGUGGAUAUUUUAUCAUCCUCUCCAAAGUCUCCCAAAAGCUCACUUCCUGAAUAUCGUAUAAAAGCCCCUUCUGGUGGGAACGUCCCGGCACCUGGAGCUAAUGUGAAGCACGUGCGUAGAUCUAACUCUGGGAAGUAUAUUAGGGUGAAAAAGGAUGGGGCUGGUGGAAAGGGCACCUUGGGUAAAUUGCUUGACACUGAUGAUGAUUCUCAUACUGACAGAAAUGAUCUUAACUAUGACAGUGGCGAGGAACGAUAUCAACUUGUUGGGUCGACUGCAUCAGAUCCCUUAGAUAAUUUUAAGAAAUCUGUUGUAUCUAUUAUAGAGGAAUACUUUAGCGCUGGUGACGUGGAAUUGGCUGCAUUUGAUCUUGGAGAUCUAGGCUCAAGUAACUAUCAUCCUUACUUUAUUAAACGGCUAGUAUCUAUGGCAAUGGACAGACAUGAUAAGGAGAAGGAAAUGGCUUCAGUUCUGUUAUCAGCUUUGUAUGCCGAUGUUAUCAGUCCUGCCCAUAUAAGAGAUGGAUUUUUUAUGUUACUUGAAUCUGCUGAUGAUCUUGCUGUCGAUAUACCAGACGCAGCUGAUAUCCUUGCUUUGUUCUUAGCUCGUGCUGUAGUUGAUGACAUACUUCCCUUAGCAUUUCUAGCCAGGGCAAGGAAGGCAUUGUUGGAACCAUCCAAAGGAACUCAGGCUAUCCAAACUGCCGAGAAGAGCUAUCUCUCUGCUCCACAUCAUGCCGAACUUGUGGAGAAAAAAUGGGGAGGCAGCACACAUUUUACAGUUGAGGAAGUGAAGAAAAAGAUAGCUUAUCUCUUAAGGGAAUAUGUUGAGAAUGGAGAUACCAUCGAGGCUUGCAGAUGUAUAAGGCAGUUAAGCGUUUCAUUCUUUCAUCAUGAGGUUGUGAAGAGGGCUUUGAUUCUUGCCAUGGAGAUCCGAAAAGCAGAACCCCUGAUUCUGAAGCUUCUGAAUGAAGCUGCUGAAGAAGGUCUGAUAAGCUCAAGUCAAAUGAUUAAGGGGUUUUCUAGGCUGGCGGAGAGCCUUGACGACCUUGCUCUUGAUGUACCAUUGGCAAAAUCGUUGUUUGAAUCGUUGGUCCUGAGGGCCAUAUCUGAAGGAUGGCUCGAUGCUUCCUUCAUGAAAUCUUCGGAUGAAGAUAUAGAUGUUGGAUCUACAGAUGAAAAGUUGAGGCGCUAUAAGGAAGAGGUUGUAACUAUAAUUCAUGAAUAUUUUCUUUCAGAUGACAUUCCUGAAUUAAUAAGAAGCCUAGAAGAUCUUGGUGCACCCGAGUAUAAUCCAAUCUUUUUGAAGAGGCUGAUUACACUUGCAAUGGAUAGGAAAAACAGAGAAAAAGAAAUGGCUUCCGUGCUCCUUUCAGUUCUUCACAUCGAGAUAUUUUCUACGGACGAUAUAGUCAAUGGUUUUGUAAUGCUACUUGAGUCUGCAGAAGAUACAGCCCUAGACAUUUUGGAUGCAUCAAAUGAGCUUGCUCUCUUUCUAGCCAGAGCUGUGAUUGAUGACGUCUUGGCUCCUCUAAAUCUCGAGGAUAUCGCUUGUAGGUUGAUCCCAAAUUGUACAGGUAGUGAAACUGUUCGAAUGGCCCGGUCAUUAAUUGCAGCUCGGCACGCUGGUGAGCGGCUUUUAAGAUGCUGGGGUGGUGGAACUGGCUGGGCAGUAGAGGAUGCGAAAGACAAGAUUCAGAAGCUCUUAGAGGAGUACGAAAGUGGAGGAGUUGUGAGUGAAGCUCUUCAGUGCAUCCGUGAUCUAGGGAUGCCUUUCUUCAACCACGAGGUUGUGAAGAAGGCAUUGGUUAUGGCCAUGGAGAAGAAGAACGACAGGAUUCUAGAUCUUCUACAGGAAUGCUUCAAUGUUGGCCUGAUCACCAUCAACCAAAUGACCAAAGGCUUCUCUAGGAUCAAAGACAGCCUCGACGAUCUCGCACUCGAUAUUCCAAAUGCAAGCAAGAAAUUCACUUCCUAUGUGGAGCACGCCCAAAAGAAAGGAUGGCUUUUACCAUCCUCCUUCGGAUCAUCUGGGGAUGCAGCAGAUUCUUCAGUGCUCUUGGCUGCAGCUUCCUGAGGGAAAAAACAGAGUUUUAGAUUGUUCAAUCUCUUCUACACCGUUUCGAAGUGCCACGAGCUCUCCUCUGCUGCAUGCUUUGACUCAUCUUAAGGUAGAAUAGUAGAUCAGAUAAUGAUGAUGAGAUCUUUUCCUUCUUCCUCCUCGUGAUGAUGGUCUUACUUUAGCAGAGGCCUGAUAAGGAGAUAAUAAAUAUGAUGAUCCUUUGCCAAUGUAUAAAAAUCUCGGCUUCUGCUUCUUAUUUUUUCUCCUUUUUCUUCACUGUUCUUCGGAACUUUAGGGGUAAGUGUUGUGAUAUGAUGUUUAGACAGGAUCUUUUAUAUCUCAUAAUAUGUUCUUCUGCUGCUGCUGCUUCGCACAACAUGGAAACAAAGGGCAUGCUUUGUUUCACUAAAUCACUAAAUCACUACUAAUUUUCUUCUCGUGCUUUUUUUCUUCUCUUUUGUUUAUUUUUGUAUUAGGCCUUUCAAUUACGGGCAUGCUUUUUCUUCCAUGUAAAUGCCCUUCUUUGUUUGGUCCUCGAGAUUGAGUUCACAGAGUUAUGGAGAUUUAAUCUACUUUUCUUAGGUUUC